This is a messenger RNA of Mesocestoides corti, 579 nucleotides long. Lineage: Eukaryota; Metazoa; Platyhelminthes; Cestoda; Cyclophyllidea; Mesocestoididae. The record is from the annotation of a GenBank genome assembly.
AUGGCUACCAUCCGCAAAAAACUCGUCAUCGUGGGUGAUGGUGCCUGUGGCAAAACUUGCCUUCUCAUUGUGUUUAGCAAGGAUCAGUUCCCGGAAGUGUACGUGCCUACAGUUUUUGAGAACUACGUGGCCGAUAUUGAAGUCGAUGGAAAACACGUUGAACUUGCACUUUGGGACACCGCCGGUCAAGAAGACUAUGACCGCCUCCGCCCUUUGUCUUAUCCUGACACCGAUGUCAUUUUAAUGUGUUUCUCGAUUGAUAGUGCGGAUAGCCUGGAAAAUCUUGCAGAGAAGUGGUGUCCGGAAGUGAAGCACUUCUGUCCAAAUGUUCCAAUUCUAGUAGUUGGGAACAAGCGUGAUCUUCGUGACGACGACGCAGCAAUUCACGGUCUGACAAAAAUGCGACAAGAGAUCGUACAACCCGAAAAUUGCAGAAUGAUGGCUGAUAAAUUAAAUGCCUACGCUUACCUCGAAUGCUCAGCGAAGACGAAGGAGGGCGUACGAGAAGUCUUUGAAGAGGCAGCUCGCGCGGCGCUUCGUGCUAAACGAAAAGGGAAGAAAACUUGUGAAACGCUCUAG